AUGGUGCCUGGGCUGCAAGAACUAUCGUACGAGGAGCGGCUGAAAAAGUUGAAGCUAACAAGCAUGUAUGAAAGAUUCUUGAGGAAUGAUCUGAUUUUGCUGUACAAGAUACUGUUUGGACAUAUGGAUGAGUUACUUCGUCUGGAGAUACUGAGACCCCUGAUAACUAUUGAGUUAAAGCUUCUCCCCCAAGCCGUGUUUUCCUCUACACAACAAUUUAACUCAAUAGUGUCAAUGAAGUUCAAACCUCCGCAGCUGCCCACCAAUCCCACACCUGAGCAGUGGCGAUGGUGGAAGCGCAUCUUCAUCGACGGGCUAGCCAUCAACGAGGUGGUUGAGAAUACCCACAAACUCACGUUCCUCAGGUCUCACGCCGGCUCGGAACUGUAUCCCUUGCUACAAAACGCGGAGACCUUCGACGCCGCCAUGGAUAUCCUGGACGCGCAGUUCGAGAAGCCGACACGGGUCAUAUUUGCGAGGCAUGAGCUGCUAUCCUGCCGGCAGAAGGAAGGCGAAAGGAUUCCUGACUUUAUCAAGCGACUAAAGAUUCUCGUCGAGCUCUGUGAGUGCAAACCCCUUACAGCAUAUGUACAUAAACAACUGUUGCUUAGAGACGCGCUUGUUUCCGGAUUGAGGUCCGAUCAUGUCCGAGCGAGGUUACUCGAACUCGACGACACCAAAUCUGUAGACGAUUGCAUAGCACUCGCUAAUGCAACACGCAGCAAGUGCCCGGCAAAGCGCGACACGUGCCAUAAGUGCCAGAAGUUGGGGCAUUGGGCCACUGUUUGUCGUGCAAGUACUCCAACUACAGCCGCGUUGCAGGGUGAGGAAUCCGAAGGAUCCCUAGCAUCCGUCCUCUGUGCAUUGUCUCACAACACGGAGGCGAGACAGACCGUUUAUGAGAAGGUACUGAUUGGUGGCGUUCAUCAAGCAAUUGCACUGAUUGACCCUGGAGCAACCGAUUGCUAUAUCAAGUUCAAGCUCGCACGGAAAUUUGAAUUGCCUAUAACCGACGUUGAGUCAUCUACCAAACUAGCAAACGGCGACAAAUUGAAUGUGCUUGGCUUCAUCGACACACAAGUCACAAUAAAGGCAGAAUCUUAUUGUUGUCGCUUACACGUGGUUGAGUCGUUAAUUGCCGAUUUGAUCAUCGGAUUGGACGUUCUUGCUAGCCAUCAAUCGGUUUAUCUUGACCUCGGCGGUCCAAAAUCACCUAUCACUUUCCACCUGGGAGGACGUGAUACCGAGAUUACUCCCCCAAUAAGCUUAGAACGAGAUCAGUGUACGAAAGCAUGUUGCAGCAUGUUCCCAAUUAUGACAACCGAGCCUCCAGCACUAUUUCCUGACAAGCUCCUGACCGUUAAGCCGAUUUCUUCCAAGUCUCGACGAGUUUCUGCUGACAACGCGCUAUUCAUGAAAACUGAAGUAAAGAGGCUUCUGGAUCUCGGAAUAAUUGAGCUGUCUGUUUCACCUUGGCGGGCUCAGGCCUUCGUUUUCAAGGGACCAAGCAAGAAGAGAAUGGUAAGUGACUAUUCCGAAACAGUGAAUCUAUACACCGACGUUGACGCAUACCCAUUUCCGGAUGUCGAGUCCAUGCUUACUCGUGCGGCCGCUUUUCACUAUUUCAGCAAAAUAGAUUUGAAAUCCGCAUACCACCAAAUACCGUUGCGAUCAGAUGACAAACCAUUCACAGCCUUUGAGAUUGGGGGCAUACUCUACCAAUUCACACGCCUUCCAUUCGGUGUUACAAACGCCGUCCCAGCAUUCCAGCGAAUAAUGGAUAGCUUUAUUGAAAGAAACCAAUUGCGCUGCGCCGAACCGUACCUCGACGACGUCUAUAUCGGUGGGAUCACAAAGGAGGAACAUGACCGGAAUCUACACGCGUUCUUGAAAGCCGCGGAAAAGGAAAGCCUGACGCUCAACAUGGACAAAUAUACAUUUCGAACCAGGAAAUUAUCCUUGCUGGGACACAUUAUUGAAAACGGCUCGAAGAAGCCGGAUCCUGAACGCUUACGUGUUCUCAUGGAGUACCCAGUGCCCCACACCGCAGCUCAGCUGAAACGGCUACUCGGGUUCUUUGCUUACUACGCGAAAUGGGUGUCACAAUAUUCACUUAAAGUAAAGCCGCUACUAGAGGCCCAGAAACAGGGUGCCUUUCCUUUGAACCGGACCUGUGUCGAUGCAAUUGACUCGCUCAAGCAGGGCAUUGCGUCUGCAUCUCUGGCUAUACCUAUAGCGGGCGCCGGGCCGCUCUUCCUCGAAACAGACGCAUCUGGGACAGCACUAGGGGCAACAUUAUCACAAGGUGGUCGCCCUUUGGCUUUCUACUCUAGAACCUUGUCUACUUCAGAACAGAUGCAGUCGUCAGUCGAGCGCGAGGCCAUGGCUAUUGUUGAGGCGUUUCGGAAGUGGGGGCAUUUUGUUCGAACAUACGAAACGGUUGUUAAAACGGAUCAAAAAUCGGUUUCGUUCAUAUUCUCCAAACACCGAACAAAAAUUAAAAAUGACAAACUCACGAGGUGGAGGUUAGAGCUGUCAGAAUUUGCGUACACCAUCAUGUAUCGGAAAGGCAGCGAGAAUGUGGGCGCGGACGCUUUAUCCGGACUCUCCGCUAUCUCGAAAGAAUCCCCAUGUGUUACGUUACAUUGCCAAUUGCAGCAUCCGGGCGUCGUCCGUAUGUGGGAGUUCGUGAGACGUCAUAAUCUAGCUUUCUCUCUUUUAGAAGUCAAGGAGGCUAUACAGGACUGUGAUACGUGCAAAGAAGUCAAACCGGCAUUCUACAAACCUGGUGCAUCGUCAAUAAUUCGAGCUUUACAACCCUUUGAGAGACUGGCCAUACAUCUGGUCGGUCCAAAAUCCGCCGCCCGAAAGACCGGUAACUGCUACGCCCUAACCGUAAUUGACGAAUACAGUAGAUUCCCUUUUGUAUUUGGUAUCAGAACGAUUACGAGCGAAUCCAUUAUAGCAUGUCAACGCCAAUUUAUUCACACAGAUCGGGGCAGCCAGUUUCUCUCUUCCGAGUUCGACCAGUUUUGCUCACGAAAUGGCAUAUCUCAUUCGAGAACGACCCCGUACAACCCGCGUGGUAACGGCCAAUGCGAGCGAUACAACGGCACAAUAUUCAAGACGGUUUACUUGCGUAAUUUAGGUGCUGAUAUGUGGGAAUCUGUGUUGCUAGAAGCACUUGCUGCUGUGCGUGCACUCCUCUGUACUGCCACAAAUGAAUCGCCCCAUUCCAGGUUUUUCAAGUUCCCGCGGCAAGCCGGUCUAGGCUGCUCUCUUCUAGAGUGGCUGAGCAGCGGCAACCCUGCAUAUCUGAGAAAUUUUGUGCGCGGAAAGGAGGACCCGCAGCCCAAACGGAUGCUACAGAACCCAGGAGCCCGCAUCUGUCCCCAGUGA
Molecule: messenger RNA, 3399 nt
Organism: Symsagittifera roscoffensis
Lineage: Eukaryota; Metazoa; Xenacoelomorpha; Acoela; Convolutidae
Exons: 5
Coding region: 1-3399 (1132 amino acids)
Biological process (GO): DNA integration
Molecular function (GO): nucleic acid binding; zinc ion binding
Source: RefSeq, a predicted model, not a curated record